Molecule: messenger RNA, 795 nt
Organism: Daphnia magna
Lineage: Eukaryota; Metazoa; Arthropoda; Branchiopoda; Diplostraca; Daphniidae
Exons: 1
Coding region: 1-795 (264 amino acids)
Source: RefSeq, a predicted model, not a curated record
AUGGCGACGUUUUGCAACUCGCCAUCGAAGAUAAUCGCAAAAAACUACGGAGAAGCCACUAAAUUUAAUUUCCUUAUCUUAAAACUCGAAGGAGAAGCCAAAGCCUCCCUUCUUGGCCUUACCUCCUCCAAUGACAAUUACCUCAAAGCGAAAGAUCUCCUUCGCGAACGUUAUAGUCAACCCAAAAAAGUCGUAACCGCUCAUUAUAAAGCACUAAUCAAUCUCCCUACCGCAAAUUCGACUCGCUCAAGCCUACGUUCAUUUGCAGACCAACUUGAAUCUCAUAUUCGAGGCCUCGAAGCUCUUGGCCCAGCACCCACUUCUUACGGAGAUCUCUUAGUCUGUCUUCUGGUCGAUAAAGUUGCAAUCAACGUUCGCAGAAAUCUCACACGCCACCAAGGAAACGCAGAAUGGACUCUCGACGAACUACGAACAGCUAUCAAACGUGAAAUAGAAAUCAUGGGUGAUUCCUGUGACUUGCCGUCACCAACUCGUUCGGAAACGAAGCAAGUUCUGUUCGGAACAUCUCAACAAAAUCAGCCGAAUAAGAGAAAGCUGUGUCCAUUUUGCUCUGGUGAACAUACACCAACACGAUGCACCGAAAUAAAGGGACCGGAGGAACGAGCAAAACUCGUCAAGAUAAAGAAACUCUGUCUCAACUGUCUCAAUUACGGACACACCAAUCCCAAAAACUGUCCGUCUCGUUUCCGCUGUUUUCACUGCCUGCGGUUCCACACCACACAAGUCUCCACUCCGACAAGGGUGCUGGUACCUCCGCUCAUACGGGAUGACUAA